AUGGAAAGCAUUAUUGUCAUUAGAGAUAUAUUUAGGAAAUACCCUAGAAAGUAUGAGAUGAUUCUUAAGGAUCUCUGUGAAAAUCUCAAAAGUCUUGAAGAUCCAGAAGCCAAAGCCUCCAUGAUUUGGAUUAUUGGAGAAUACGUUGAUACCAUCGAAAAUGCUGACACGCUAGUAGCCAAUACUCAGUCCCACGUUGUUACCGAUGAACCUGCAAAUGUCUAACAUUAAAUACUAGUUGCUGUCAUGAAGUUGUUUUUAUAAAGACCAAAUGAUGGAAAGGAAUUGAUACACAAUCUUCUUAAAACAGCUACUAUUGAAUGUGAAAACCCAGAUCUUAGAGAUAGAGCAUACAUUUAUUGGAGAAUGUUAUCUACAGAUCCAGAAUUAGCCAAAAAAAUAGUUUUUACAGAAAGACCAACUAUCUCUGAUUCCAGUUAUACAAUUGAAAAUGAACUCUUAGAUAAAUUAAUCGAAAAUAUUGGAAACUUGAGUUCUGUAUAUACUAAGAAACCUGAAAGCUUUGUUAAGAAAUUGAGAGAUGUGUUAAAUUCUAAAAUUGCUGAUAAAAUUGAUGAGGUCUAUGAUGCAGAAGAAUUGAUGGAAGGAAGACCUGAAGAUUAUAGUGAUUAAUAAGCAGGAUAAUCCAACGUCUAUGAAAAUAGUUAUGAUACCUCAUCAUAGAUUUAAUCUUAAUUUCUUAAAAAAUUGAUUUAUUAGAAUUAGAUGAACCAUAAUAGCAAUAAAUACCCUAAUAAAUACCAUAGUAACAAUAAAUACCCUAAUAAUAAUAAUAAUAAUAAUAAUAAAUACCUACUUAAUAAAUCUAAUAACCCAAUUAAACCUAAAAUGUUAGAAUACCAUUUGCUGAAGUCUUAAUAUGUUAAUACUCCAGGUGCAUAAUCGUAAAUUUUAGGAUUGUCAAUCGAAGCUGCCUUCCAAAAGAAUGGUGAUAAAAUUGUACUUGAUCUAAGAAUCACAAACAAAACCUAAGAUAAAACAUUUUCAGACUUCGGAAUUAAAUUUAAUAAAAAUCCAUUCAAAUUAUAACCUGAUGCUAUUGAAAUAUAAAGUCAACCUGUAUUUCCAGGUUAAACAUAAGUUACUUAAUCAUACAUCAAUACUAACGGCCCUGCAUCUGAAGAACCUCCUUAAAUGCCAUAUAAAAUUCAGGUUGCUUUUAAGACUAAUUUGGAUGUAUUCUAUUUCUUGAUCCCAAUGUCCUUAAGUGUUUUAUUUAGCAGCACUGCAAGCAUCACUUAAUAAAAAUUCAUUGAGUUGAGCCAAGCAUAAAAUCAAGCCAGAAAACAAGAAGUUCUUUAGAUUUAAAUAGAUCCAUAGAGAAUGAGAGAAAAGUUGGAACGCAAUUACUUUUUCUUAAUUGGAGUGAGAAAGGAUGAAAGGGGUGUUGAAUUGCUAUCCUAUGCAGCUACAUUAGUUAAUGGAAUGUCAUUAUUAGCAAAUGUGAUCCAUACACCUACUGCAAUCAAUUUGCAACUAUAAGUUCCUCAUCCCACAUUAAUGCCAUUAUUAUAUUAAGCAAUAGGGUUUAUUUUAACAUUAAAUUGAUAUAUAACAUAAAAUAUCAUCAAGUUUAU
Molecule: messenger RNA, 1598 nt
Organism: Paramecium tetraurelia
Lineage: Eukaryota; Ciliophora; Oligohymenophorea; Peniculida; Parameciidae
Exons: 5
Biological process (GO): intracellular protein transport; vesicle-mediated transport
Cellular component (GO): membrane coat; clathrin adaptor complex
Source: RefSeq, a predicted model, not a curated record